This is a messenger RNA of Triticum aestivum (bread wheat), 856 nucleotides long. Its product is annotated as heavy metal-associated isoprenylated plant protein 39. The record is from RefSeq and is a predicted model, not a curated record. Lineage: Eukaryota; Viridiplantae; Streptophyta; Magnoliopsida; Poales; Poaceae. Bases 181 to 600 code for a protein of 139 amino acids. The transcript is spliced from 3 exons. Gene Ontology annotation, molecular function: metal ion binding.
UUCUUGCUGUUGCGCAUCGAACUCAUCGCCCCAGAGGCAGAGCAGUAGAGCACACACCGUCCCUCCACUCCACUUCCAAGUUCCACCCACAAAUUUUAUCACAUUGCCGACUGCAGCCGCCGACGCCGGCGAAGCCCUCCGUUGCCUCGUGUGCCGCCCGUCUGUCUGCCCGCCGGCGCUAUGAAGAAGGUUGUGCUGAAGCUGGACCUGCACGACGACAGGCAGAAGCAGAAGGCGCUCAAGGCCGUCUCCGCUCUCCACGGCGUCGACCUGAUGAGCGUGGACAUGAAGGACCAGAAGCUGACGGUGGCCGGCAGCAUGGACCCCGUCGACGUCGUCGCCAAGCUGCGCAGGUUCUUCCCCGGGGCGCACAUCGUCUCCGUCGGCCCGGCCAAGGAGGAUAAGAAGGAAGGCGGCGACAAGAAGGACGGCGACAAGAAAGACGGCGGCGGCGGCGACAAGGACAAGAAGGACGCGAGCAAGCAGGUGGUGUACGCGCCCCCCUACUGGUACCCGCCGCCGCCGCAGCACCACCACCCGCACCCGUACCACUUCGUCCGCAGCGCCGAGGAGGACCCCAACUCCUGCGUCAUCUGCUGAACCCCGCGCCGGCCCGCCUUGUACAUUUCUAGCCGGCCUGCCUGUGUGCGGCUCACCGGCGAUCACCGGUCGAGAGCUGCUCCGGUGGUGGUUGGUGGUUGCUCCACUCGUCAUCCUACCUGCGACAGCGAUCGCUAUGUCCCUAGAUGUUGUUUUGUCUUGUUUAUUUUGCUUGGAUAAGUACACGCAUAUGUUGAGUUUAUGAUGUAGAGAGCAGAUGUGGAAUCAAAUAACUGCGGGGAGAAGAAACAUAAAU